This is a messenger RNA of Apaloderma vittatum (bar-tailed trogon), 5196 nucleotides long. Its product is annotated as poly [ADP-ribose] polymerase 14-like. The transcript is spliced from 15 exons. Lineage: Eukaryota; Metazoa; Chordata; Aves; Trogoniformes; Trogonidae. Gene Ontology annotation, molecular function: transcription corepressor activity; NAD+ poly-ADP-ribosyltransferase activity. Bases 1 to 5196 code for a protein of 1731 amino acids. The record is from RefSeq and is a predicted model, not a curated record. Gene Ontology annotation, biological process: negative regulation of gene expression. Gene Ontology annotation, cellular component: nucleus; cytoplasm.
AUGUACUUUGAAAAUAAAAAGAAGUCUGGUGGGGGGCCCAUAGAGUCCUGUGUCAAAACAGAUCAGCAAAUUAUCAUCACCUUUCAGGAUGAGGAAGAUGCCCAAGAAGUUUUGCAAAGGGAGCAUCACUCCUUGAAGAAAAUCGAUCUGUUAGUGAAGCCAUGGCAAGCGGAGACGCUCCAGAAGCUGUGCCAAGUGGAGGACUCUGAGGGAUCCCUGCCGUCCCCUAUGGUGGUGCUUGAGAAUCUGCAGGAGACAAUGAAAAAUUGCAUGUUAAUUAUGCUGGUAGAGAACAUCAGUGGCUUGUCAGAGGAUGAUGGUGACUUCACUGUGGAAAUGAUACCAGAAAUACGUGCUGCUGUAGUUACUUUUAGCGGAAAUACUGAUGCAAGGGAAUUUGCUGAAAAGCUUAAUCAACACCGCAGAGCAAAGCAACAAAAUAUUACUGCGCGGUGCCUUGAGCUCACAAAAAGUGUUAGGGUGGAAAAUAUCACCCCUGACAUACCCAGUGACUAUAUAGCCAUCUACUUUGAAAGUAAGAAGAAUGGAGGUGCGCAGGUGGUGGACGUUCAGCAGCUGCCUGAUGAAGAUGCUGCUAUCAUUACAUUCCAUGACCAUAAAGAUGUAACCAAUGUCUUGGCAAAGCAGCAUUCACUCAACAAAACACCGAUCUCUGUCUAUCCUUACUACGUCUCUCUGGGAAUAGCUCUGUAUGGAAAGGAAGGGCCACAAUUAAAGCAGCCAGAUCCAAUCACAGUGCCUCUGGAUAAGUAUAUCUGGUAUUACUUGCAGAAAAAUAAUAGGCUAAUUGAGGCAAUAAAUUGUGAAAUGGCCAAGGUUAAUUGUGUGCUAACGUGGCCUGAACCCAGCUGUGCAGACCCCAAAGUUACUUUACAUCCUUCAGCUACUUUGUCUGAGCAGAAGAGAUUAAUAUCUAGACUGAUCAAGACAUGGAAUGAAAACGUUUCCACAACAUUUUCACAAAACAUAUCAAAGUACAAAGCAGUUAAAAGUCAAGUAAAAGCAGAGGUGUGGGAAGCCAUUGCAAACAGCUUUACUCACGAUGAAGUUUUGAUAUUGCCAUAUAUUUCCCGACAUAUACUUGUUCUAGUAGGUGAAAAAGAAGUUGUGGAUAAGGUUGAACAAAAUCUGAAAGCUCUGGUAGAAGAGGCCACCAGAGAAAUUGAAAGAGAAAAGCAAAGAACUGAAGAAAUGGUCGUAGCGGAUCUAGGGGAAUAUGCAAUUUUACAGAGUAGUGGUCUUGAAGAAAAAGUGCGUAUGGAGUUCCCAGCACUGCAGAUAACUUAUGAUAGUUUGCAGAAGAUAAUUAACCUAUGUGGAGUGCGUGAGGAAGUUUAUAAAGUAAAAGGGGAAAUACUAGAUAAUAUACGCAAAAUGGCAAAGAAAACAAUUAACAUCCACCCUUAUAUCUUCGAGUUUUUAGAGCAUAUUGAUAAUGAAACCCUGUCACAGAGCCUCUUUAUGUCAAAACAAAUUAAUGCCUUUUAUGAGCUUGGCAAAGAAGAUAUCAUCUUGCAAGGGAGCAAUCCUGAAGAUCUCCUGAGAGCAGAACAAGAAAUAAAGAAGGAGCUGGACCACAAAAGCAUUACUCUGGAGGAUAAGUCAGUUCUCCAGAAGAAGGAAUGGAGGAUUCUCACCAAGCAGAACUGCUCUAAUGAAGCCAUAAUAGUCACUCAGGUAGAAAGUGAGGUCAUCAUUGCUGGUUGUUCUCAAGCAGUAGCAAGAGCUUAUGAAGAACUUUUUAACUUUAUAGAUGAAAACACGCAAAUACAAAAGGUGAUUGGAGGAAAGCCUGCAGUGGUCAUAAUCUUUUUUGAAAAAGAGAAGGCCAAUGUUUGGGGUGACUUAGAAAAUAAAGGUGUGAAAGUUGACUUCAGCACACGGGAGAAACGUAGAGUUAUAUCCUUGAGUGGGGCGAGAAGAGAAGUGCUGAAGGGAGUCACCUUAGUUGAGGAAAUUCUGUCUGGCCUGCAUUAUAGGCGUCUGGUAAUCAGAGAGCCAGGAGCCGAGGCGUAUUUCAAAGAGCGAGAACACUUUUUUGCCGCCAGUGCAAAACAAGACUUUAAGUGUCUAAUCAGACUGGAAGCGCAGUCAGAAGAACAGCAAGAACUCAGCAAUACAGGGAAGCCCUACAGGCAGGUUACCGUAGGUGGAAUUGUAAUAGCAAUUUAUAAAACUGACUUGUGCACUCAUCCCGUUGAUGUUGUGGUCAAUGCAUCUAAUGAAGACUUGAAACACAUCGGUGGCCUUGCUGGAGCACUUUCCAAAGCAGCUGGUCCAGAGCUGCAACAGGAGUGUGACAAGCUGGUGAGUAAGAACAGGGUUUUGCAGCCUGGGCGCGCAGUCAUCACAGGCGCUGGGAACCUUCCCUGCAAGAACGUCAUCCAUGCUGUUGGGCCCAGGUGGAAGAAGGAUGAAGCAGAGAAAUGCGUGGUCUUGUUAAGACAGACAGUGGAGGAAAGUCUACGACUAGCCAAAAAAUACAAUCACCGUUCUGUAGCUCUGCCUGCUAUAAGUGGAGGGAUUUUUGGCUUCCCACUGGAACUGUGUACGUAUUCGAUUGUGUCCUCCAUCAAGGAGACGCUGGAAAGAUCCAUGGAGGACAGCAGCUUGAAGGAGGUUCAUCUUGUGGAUAUUGCACAGGAUCAUGUUCAGGCUUUCAGCAAGGCACUGAAAGAAUUGUUUCCAGAUUCUUCACCUUCCUCCUCAGCGCUGCAUCAGACCAGUACAGUUCAGCCUAGGAAAACAAAAUCUGAGAACAGCCAGAACUUCCCAGUGGUAACAACUAAGGAAGGCUUGGACAUCAUGCUGGAAACAGGAAGCAUUGAAGAUGCUACAACGGACAUCGUUGUCAUCAGUGUUUCUAAAGAUCUCCAGCUUGAAAACGGGCCGCUCGCUAAAGCUUUGCUAAGCAAGGCAGGGCCAAUGCUUCAGACGGGCUUAAAAGAAGUAGGCCAAGGAAGAACACCUGAGGACGGAACUGUGUUGAAAACAAAAGGUUACAAUCUCGGUUGCAGUUUUGUGCUUCAUGCCAUCGUACCUACGUGGUCCAAGAGACAGACGUCUCAAAAGGUCUUGGGCAACGUCAUCACAAAAUGCCUGGAGAUUGCUGAGGAACUGUCUUUAAAGUCAAUUACCUUCCCAGCAAUUGGAACAGGAAAUUUAGGAUUCCCAAGGUCUGUUGUUGCUAAAUUGCUGUUUGACAAGGUGUUUGAAUUCAGUAGUAAGAAUGGCGUAAAAUCUCUUGGGGAAGUUCACAUUCUGUUGCAUCCAAAAGACACAACUAAUAUUCAGGAAUUUUCCGAUGAACUUGAGAACGUGUGUGGAAAUACUGUAGAUGCUGAAGGGCAGAAGACUUCUACAAUUAAGGCUAGCCAAGGCACAGCUUCCCCUCGUAUCUCUUCAGCCUCAGAACAGAAUGUCUAUGAAAUGACGAUUGGCUCCAUUGUGUUCCGUGUGGCAGAAGGCGAUAUUACCAAGGAACGGGCAGAUGUCAUUGUAAACGUAACAAACCAAAGUUUUAACCUCAAAAGAGGUGUCUCUAAAGCAAUUCUGGAUGGUGCUGGAAAAGCUGUUGAAGAUGAAUGUGCUCAACUAGGCUCACAAUCGAACAAGAACUAUAUCACCACCCAAGCAGGAAGCCUGCCAUGCAAAAAAAUAAUUCAUUUUGUUGCCCAAGAGGAUAUCAAGGCACUAGUCUCCAAAGUGCUUGAGGAGUGUGAAUCACAGCAGUACACCUCUGUCACCUUCCCAGCAAUUGGAACAGGUGAGGCCGGUCGUGAUCCGGCUAUGGUAGCUGACAGCAUGACAGAUGCCAUAACUGACUUUGCAAGAGCAAAUUCUGCUCCGUCGGUGAAAAUGAUUAAAGUUAUCAUCUUUCAGCCACAUCUGAUGAGUGUGUUCCAUAGAAGCAUGCAAAAAGGAGAAAGCCUUGCUAAAACAUCAGCCAAAUCCUUGUUUUCCAAGUUAAAGUCAUUCUGGCGCCCUGAGAAACCUUCCCCAAAGGUAAAAACCAAAACAGUUUUGAAGAAGAAAGUUGAUGUGGCCGUUGUGCAGAUUUGCGGUGAAAACAAAAAGAAAGUGGAAGAAGCUGAGAGCUGGUUGAAAGCUGCAAUUUUACAGGAACAGUUUCAAAGAGAAAUCACAGAUGACUCUAUCUUACAUUUUGGUGAAGCAGAGAAUGAGGAACUGUACAUGCUACAAGAGAAAUUUAAAAUUGCUCUUCAGUUGGAUAAUAACUCUAUUCGAAUUUCAGGUAUUGAGAAAGAUGUCUGGAUUGCUUAUGCAGCUGUUAAAGAAAUGAUUCACAGGGUAGAAGCUGCUAAACAGGAAGAGAGCAAGGCAGAAUUUUUACAAAACUUCAUUGAGUGGAAAUAUUUUGAGAAUUCGUAUGUGCCCUUCGACAGUCUCACAAAUAUGCACCUGGAAGAUGCUUACCUGGCCAAGCAGAAAGAUAUUUCAGUCACCAUCAACAAGAGAACAUACACAGUGAAUCUAGAAGAUAAAUAUGCUGUGGAUGACCAGGGAAAGCGUCUACCCAUUAUACGGGUUGAUAAAUCUCAAGAUCAAGAGCCAACAGCGCUCCCUUCAGCAUGGGACGAUAUGCAAAACCAGCAAGUCAGAGUAGUGGAACUGAAAGCAGAAGCAACAGAAUACAGAGAUGUGCAGGAUAAGUUUCUGAAGACCUGUCCAUUUUUCAAAAUUGAGAAGAUUGAAAGGAUACAGAACCCGUAUUUAUGGAAGGCCUACCAAAUAAAAAAGUCUGAAAUGGAUAACAAAAAUGUCAACGUAAAUAACGAGAGGCUUCUGUUUCAUGGGACAAGUCAGGAGUCGUUAACUUUAAUUAACACCCAUGGAUUUAACCGGAGCUAUGCUGGAGCACACGCUGCAAACUAUGGAAAUGGAACGUACUUUGCUGUUGAUGCCAGCUAUUCUGCCCAUGACACCUACUCUAGACCAGAUGCGAAUGGGAAGAAGUACAUGUACCUGGCUCGAGUCCUGGUUGGAGAAUGUUCUCAGGGAAAAAGAGGAUUAAUUACUCCAGGAAUAAAAUACGGUGGUAACUCUGUCGAGCUGUAUGAUAGUUGUGCUGAUAAUGUGAAGAACCCAAGCAUGUUUGUCAUCUUUAAUGACAUUCAAGCUUACCCGGAAUACCUUAUCACCUUCAUUAAAUAA